This is a messenger RNA of Ipomoea triloba (trilobed morning glory), 2759 nucleotides long. RefSeq names its product RINT1-like protein MAG2. NCBI's taxonomy places the organism in Eukaryota, Viridiplantae, Streptophyta, Magnoliopsida, Solanales, Convolvulaceae. The record is from RefSeq and is a predicted model, not a curated record. The transcript is spliced from 4 exons. Gene Ontology annotation, biological process: retrograde vesicle-mediated transport, Golgi to endoplasmic reticulum; regulation of ER to Golgi vesicle-mediated transport; endoplasmic reticulum to Golgi vesicle-mediated transport. The coding region runs from base 166 to 2547 and encodes 793 amino acids. Gene Ontology annotation, cellular component: Dsl1/NZR complex.
UUCCUCGAGCCCUCGAGCCCUCGUCUUACCUUGUGCUAUUGUUGUAACGAACCAGAUUGAAGCUCGCCUCUGCCAUAGCUUUCGAUUCCCUUUCCCCCUACAGUUCCCAAACCCUAAACCCAUAAAUCAAACCACUAUAAACCAGAUGACCAGACUCUUUCACUCAUGGAUUCAGUGAUUCACAUGCUGCCACCGCCCACAUCUCUUCCCCCCUCGGUCAUCUCUUUUCUCAAUGCGAAGCUCAGCACCCGGGAAGACCUUGAACAGGUUCCUCAUCUCGUGUCGGAGCUCGGGAAUCAGUGCAAUGCUCUCGAUCAAUGCCUCUUUGAUCUCAACAAGCAGCUUGAGAACUAUCUGAUCGAUUACGCUUCGGAUUCGGAACGGAUCAACGGUCUACUCGGUGAUAUAAAUGCCAAAGUGAAGGAUCUUCAGUCUUCCUCUCAUACUGCAGCUUCUUCAUCUGAUGGAGGUCCGGACAAGGUUUUGGGGGAGGAGUUACCGGCACUGGCGAAGGAGGUGGCGAGAGUUGAAACAGUGCGGAAGUAUGCAGAGACAGCAUUGAAGCUUGAUACUUUAGUUGGUGACAUUGAGGAUGCUGUGUCUUCCAUUGUGAACAGAACUUUGAGGAGACAUCCAUCCUCAGAAAGUUCAGAAGACAUGCAGGUUCUUGCAAUCAGGACUCUUAAACAAACAGAAGAUGCUCUAAGAUUGAUUUCAAAGUCCCAACCUCAGUGGACACGACUUGUAUCAGCUGUUGAUCAUAGAGUGGAUCGAGCUUUAGCCAUUUUUAGACCUCAGGCAAUUGCAGAUCACCGCUCCCUUCUUACUUCUCUUGGAUGGCCACCGCCCUUAUCUUCUAUAAAUUCCUCAAGCUCAGAAACGAAGAAGUCAACAAAUGUCCAUAACCCACUUUUCACAAUGCGAGGGGACCUCAAACAAAAGUAUUGUGAAAGCUUUGUCACAUUGUGCAGUCUACAGGAAUUGCAGAGACAGAGAAAAUCCCGGCAACUAGAGGGGCAUAGUAGAGAAGUCGCCUUACACCAGCCACUUUGGACAAUUGAAGAGCUUGUGAAUCCUAUAUCAGUUGCUUGUCAACAGCAUUUCUCAAAGUGGGUUGAUAAGCCGGAAUUUAUCUUUGCCCUAGUAUAUAAGGUCACUCAAGAUUUUGUUGAUUCAAUGGAUGAAUUAUUGCAACCACUAGUUGAUGAAGCUAUGCUUUCUGGUUAUAGUUGCAGGGAAGAGUGGAUUGCAGCAAUGGUAACCUCCUUAUGUAUGUAUUUGGUGAAAGAAGUCUUCCCACAAUACAUUAGUCAGUUGGAUGAAGAGAGUGUAGGUGGAAUUAAAUCACAUGCUAGAACAUCUUGGCUCAUUCUCAUUGACCUAAUGAUAGCAUUUGAUAAGAAAGUGCAGUCCCUUGUUUCACAAUCAGGAAUCUCACUUUCAUUGCAUGAAGAUGGACUUCGGAAGAUUUCUUCACUUUCUGUAUUUGGUGACAGACCUGAUUGGCUUGACUUAUGGGCUGAAAUUGAACUUGAUGAUGCACUUGAUAAAUUGAAACCUGAUAUAGUGGAUGAAAGAAAUUGGUCGAGUGAUGUUCAAGGAGCUGCCCUUCAAUCAGGGCAAGGGGACACCAAGACUCCUGCAAUUGCCGGUGCCUUUCUUCGGCGUUUAUCUGCAGUCAUUGAUCGUUGUCGAUCACUGCCAACUGUUUCAUUGAGAUCAAAGUUUUUGAAAUUGAUAGGAGCACCACUAGUAAAGAAAUUUUUUGAUUGCAUACUUCUCAGGUCCCAAGAAGCUGAAGGGCUAACAGCACUAACAGAUGAUGAUGCUUUGACAAAAGUAGUUAGGUGCAUCAACGCGUCUCGCUAUUUUGCGACAGUUCUAGAGGAAUGGUGUGAGGAUGUGUUCUUUUUGGAGAUGGGACUAGACCAUGUAGAUGAGUUGGAAACUCUAACUGAAAAUCGCACUAGUGGAGAGGAAUUGGUUGCAACCGGUGUUUUUGACGGGGAAAUUAAGAAGCUGGAGGAGUUCAGAAUAGAAUGGGCUGAGAAGCUGUCAACUGUUGUUUUGAGGGGAUUUGAUGUGUGCUGUCGAGAUUAUAUGAGGAACAAGAAGCAAUGGCAGGAAAAGGAUGAAGGGCAUAUAGUGUCCCAAUCUCUGGUCUCAGCGUUAGAUUAUCUACAGGGAAAAAUGUCAGUACUGGCAGAAGGUCUGAAUGAGAUUGAUUUCGUUGGGGUAUGGAGAAGCCUGGCAUCCAGGCUUGAUAAUUUGAUGUUUAAUGGUAUUCUAUUGAGCAAUGCCAAAUUUAGUGACGUGGGAGUCGAGAGACUCGAGAAUGAUGUGGGGGUUAUGUUUGCUGUAUUCAGGCCAUGGUGUUUUAGACCUGAAGGCUUCUUCCCCAAAUUGAGUGAAGGUCUUAAGUUGCUGAAAAUGACAAAGAGACAGCAUCAGAAUUGUUUGACAGGAGGAGAGGGAACAUUGAAGGAGAAUGGGAUAAGGCAUUUAACAGUAGCUGAAGUGGAAAAGCUUUCAAAGAAUAGGGUAUAGUUUUGUACACCCAAAAAAAAAAAUGAAAAGAAUAUUUCAAAAAUUACCUGGAUAAGUCUUAUGCUGCAGCAUUGCUCAUCAAAAUGAUACAGCUUUCUCACCAAUUAUUCUGCAUUACCAUAUUUCUGGAAAUGAUCAGAGUCUAUACUUAAACUACGAUUUGAGAUAAUUGCAGCUUCUCUCGAUUAAAUGUAACUUUUUUUAUUUAUUUA